Molecule: messenger RNA, 603 nt
Organism: Chanos chanos (milkfish)
Lineage: Eukaryota; Metazoa; Chordata; Actinopteri; Gonorynchiformes; Chanidae
Gene: lsm3
Product: LSM3 homolog, U6 small nuclear RNA and mRNA degradation associated
Exons: 4
Coding region: 1-309 (102 amino acids)
Biological process (GO): mRNA splicing, via spliceosome
Molecular function (GO): RNA binding
Source: RefSeq, a predicted model, not a curated record
AUGGCGGAUGAAGUUGAGCAGCAACAAACCACAAAUACUGUUGAAGAGCCGCUGGACCUCAUCCGACUGAGUUUGGAUGAGCGAAUUUACGUGAAAAUGAGAAAUGACAGAGAGCUUCGCGGAAGAUUACAUGCUUACGACCAGCAUUUAAACAUGAUUCUGGGUGAUGUUGAGGAGACUGUUACUACAGUAGAGAUUGAUGAAGAGACAUAUGAGGAAAUAUACAAGUCGACGAAGAGGAACAUUCCCAUGCUUUUUGUCCGUGGAGACGGUGUGGUGCUGGUGGCCCCGCCCCUGAGGGUUGGAUAGAUCCCAUUGGACGGCUGAACUCUCAGAAUCAUGGGGAGCUUUGAUGUGUACUUUGUUUUGUGAAUGGCGGAUACUGCUUACUAUGGUAUUUUCUUUUUUAUAAACUACAUAUGCUAAGGUUUCUAUUUGGAUAACUAUCCCACUUUUGUCAUUAUUGUUGAUCCCUGACUCACAUGGCACUUAUGUUAGGUGUUUAUGGGUUUUGUAUAUUUGAGUUCAUUACUCUUGGAAUUACGGAUGUUCCUAAGAUGCGUUGAUAUUUUCAUGUAAUGCAAUAAAGAUAAAUACCACAGA